Molecule: messenger RNA, 462 nt
Organism: Mucor mucedo
Lineage: Eukaryota; Fungi; Mucoromycota; Mucoromycetes; Mucorales; Mucoraceae
Exons: 2
Coding region: 1-462 (153 amino acids)
Source: RefSeq, a predicted model, not a curated record
AUGGAUAUAGGAAGAGAGUUUAGCAAUCAAGAACGUCACAAGGGAUGGGAUGAUUGCCUCUACCAAGAGUUAAAAGAACAACGAAUGAUCAAAUUCUUCAACACAGCCAAGUUCAUAAAUUAUUCGUACGUACGUACCGCAAACAAGAUGAAUACAGCUGCGUUAGAUACAAACCAUAGAAUAAAAAGAGGGAAAAUACAGAAAGAGGGAAAGACGGAAGCACCAAUUUCUCUGAAGAGGAAACGUGUGACAAGGAAGAUAAGGACUAAGCGUUAUCACAAGAAGAAUUGCAGCAGAUACAGAUCUGGCAUGUUUAAAAGCCAUGAAUUAGAUGCAAGAGAAGGCUCAGUGUUGACUUUUGUGGGGUAUUGGUCUAGAAAUGGGACAUAUGUUGGAGGACAUGGAUGGAGAAGUUUAGAGAUAGUUUUGCAAAGGUUUAAAUUUGAUGAAAAAGGCGAAUAA